This is a messenger RNA of Drosophila simulans, 731 nucleotides long. It is a transcript of the gene TpnC41C, whose product is annotated as troponin C. Gene Ontology annotation, molecular function: enzyme regulator activity; calcium ion binding. The record is from RefSeq and is a predicted model, not a curated record. NCBI's taxonomy places the organism in Eukaryota, Metazoa, Arthropoda, Insecta, Diptera, Drosophilidae. The coding region runs from base 130 to 594 and encodes 154 amino acids. The transcript is spliced from 4 exons.
CACAUAGCCCAUAUGUGUUUUAAUCGCGUCAAUACCAAGUUUAUUCCUCGUCUUCAAUUGUUUAUUUAGUUUUUAAUUAACAGAGUGUUUAAUUGUUCAUUCUUAGAGAUUAAUCCAAGAAGCUAAAAAAUGAGCGAUGAAUUGACCAAGGAGCAAACUGCAUUACUACGUAAUGCAUUUAAUGCUUUUGACCCUGAAAAAAAUGGAUAUAUCAACACAGCUAUGGUGGGUACGAUACUUAGCAUGUUGGGUCAUCAACUUGAUGAUGCAACUCUUGCUGACAUUAUCGCUGAAGUCGAUGAGGAUGGCUCGGGCCAAAUUGAAUUUGAAGAAUUUACCACACUGGCAGCCCGCUUCCUUGUGGAAGAGGACGCUGAAGCUAUGAUGGCUGAAUUGAAGGAAGCUUUCCGCCUUUACGACAAAGAAGGAAAUGGAUAUAUAACUACUGGUGUUCUUCGUGAAAUCCUGCGCGAACUAGACGAUAAAUUGACAAAUGACGACCUGGACAUGAUGAUCGAGGAAAUUGAUUCCGAUGGAUCGGGCACUGUUGAUUUUGAUGAAUUUAUGGAAGUAAUGACCGGUGGCGAUGAUUAAAAGAAUAUCAAAAGAGUACAUCGAAAUAAGUAUUUUAAUUUAAACAAUGCAAUCAAAAUUGUAUGACAUCAGAAAACAUUAUAUUAAAUUAUUUUGUCUAAAGUAAAUAAGUAAAUUGAUCGUAUGAAAACGUAAAA